Helicoverpa armigera (cotton bollworm) is the source of this 5924-nucleotide messenger RNA. It is a transcript of the gene ADD1, whose product is annotated as transcriptional regulator ATRX. Gene Ontology annotation, biological process: chromatin remodeling; replication fork processing. Lineage: Eukaryota; Metazoa; Arthropoda; Insecta; Lepidoptera; Noctuidae. The record is from RefSeq and is a predicted model, not a curated record. The transcript is spliced from 9 exons. Gene Ontology annotation, molecular function: chromatin DNA binding. Gene Ontology annotation, cellular component: pericentric heterochromatin; nucleus. The coding region runs from base 203 to 3088 and encodes 961 amino acids.
CUAUGUAAAAAAAAAACACAGAGAAAAAAGCAAGAUGGCGGACUUCAGCUUCGAUUCUUUAUAAAAUUCUGUAAAGUGCUCGUUUGCAUGUUAUUAUAUUCAAUUCCUAGGUACUAAGUCAUCAAAAAAGAACAAAUUUCUGGUGAAUUGUUCUUUGUUCAGUGUAGAGCAUUAUUUAUGUGUACGACAAGUAACUUUCACUAUGAGUGAAACUGCCAACAGUGAAGGUGCUUUAGAAUCGGAGAAGCCGGUUCAUAAUGAUGAUGUACAAUUCCCGCCCUUCCCUGAUCCUAAAGAUGAUGAUUUCGAUGAUGAUAUUGCGGAAGAUGAAAGAAAUUACUAUAGAACAAUCUUUAAAGACAUUAACCAAAUAAAAGGUAUGAGAUUACAUUGUACGGCUUGCGACCGUCACCUGGGGUGUGCACCACGAAACGAAGUGCGUAUGCGAGCUCAUCCGAUGUUACGCACUUUAGUUUGUCACAACUGUCACGUUUUUUAUAAUAGUGGGGAAUUUGAAAAGGGAGAUGAUGGAUCAGAACUCUACUGUAGAUGGUGCGGCCAAGGUGGUCAAGUAUAUUGUUGCUCUGACUGCCCUCAUGUAUUUUGUGCGAAAUGCAUCAGACGUAAUUUGGGAACACCCAAAAUAAAAGAAAUUGAAAAUACGGAUGAUUGGAAAUGUUUUAAAUGCAAUAACAAUUGUUUGUGGGAUCUACGUGCAUUAUGUUGGGCUGUCUUGCGCUUCUGUGAUCUUAAAAAUAAGAUAGUACACCAAACACAAGAUACCCAACUGAAAGAAGCAUAUAAAAAGGACUGUGCUAUUGACUAUUCUGAAUGUUGUAAAGCAAAAAGUAAUAAAAGAGUACAAAAGAUGGAGUCCAUAAAGAAGAAGGAAAUUAAAAAAGAAAUAAAGAAGGAAGUAGAGCCUAAACCUCCUCUUAAUAUUAUUUCUAAAAUCCCAUCUACAAUACAGGUGAAAAAGUUUGCCGCUGUAAAUAUAGAAGAAUCUAAAUCUGAGAAAAAACCUCAAAAACGAUCAAUGAGUCCAAAAAUCAAACCAGUUACAGCAAAGACCUCAAUCAAUACUGCACAAACUACAAGACUGUUGAACCCUCUUACAGUUCCACCACUAGCAAAAAAGAUGAGGCUACCAAAUUCACCCAUGAUGAGUAAUCCAGUUCGAGUAACUGACCGGAACAAUAUAACUACAUACAGUCGCAUCAGGCCUAAGCCACCUCAUCCUAUUGCCAUUGCUAAUUGUAGUUUCAAUGGCUUUGGUGCGAGUUUAUUUAGUACUGACAAUAUAAAUUUAUCUAUAGAAAGUUUAACACAGGGUUUAGACAUGUCAGCUGUAGCUGCUUUAACUCAAAAUUCUCAGGAUGAUGAUGUUGUAUGCACUCCUGAUUUUCCCCUGGAACCUUUGUGUGAGGUUACAGAAGACAACGAUGAUGAUGUCCAGUGCAUAACUCCUGGUCCAGUUGUACCUCCAAAAUUUGUUAAUCCUCCUCCAUUAGUACCCCGAAGUUUAAAUAAUUUAUCAACAGAAAUAACAGCAGACAAUAUCAUUCAAAUGACAGAUAAUGAUGUUACCGUUAAUGCAGCUACUGGAGGACUGAAAUUUCGUGUGGAUCCACAAACUUUGUCAUCUAACAAAAUGUAUCGGCUGCCUGAUGGACGUAUAUUUGCAAUUAACGCCAAUCCAUCGAUGCCUGGAGGUUAUUCUGCUACUAUAGUAGCGGUUACUGAGCCCACUACUGGUAAGGCAGUGCCUAAGGGCGCAACAUUUGCAGCAAAACUUAGUAGUGUAAGUACGUCAACUCCUACACCUACUCCUAAACCAACUCGGAAUAUUCCUCGCAUUUUGAAACGAAGUACGCCAAAGUCUGCGACUGCAAGAAAAUCGUCAGAAUCUUCAUCUAGAGAAUGUGAUUUGAACGUGCCUGUUGAGUGGUAUAGAUACAAUUUAAUAGAUGCGGUUGACGCUUUGGAAUAUGCACUGUCAAGGCUUCACAAACUGAAGAAAGACACUACUACCGUCUACUUGCGGACACGCUCUGUUAAUGAAAUGCGUAAUCUCCAUCGGACAUUAGACCGAUUAUUGGGUACGUCAUCCAGCAGAUUUGGUGAAAUACGUGAAAAUCUCAAUAAAGGAUUAAAGCAGUAUGUUCUCCGUAAGUCUGGCAGUAAUGCUAACAAUAGUGAAGACGACGAUGACGUUGAAAUAUUGCCGGAUUUGGAUAACGAUGACCCAAUAUUUAUAGACGAAAACUCAGUAGAAUCUGCUAUGAACGGUAGUGAAAACCAAGAGGUGGAUUUGACAGGUGCUGGUAGCAGUGAGUACAAUGAUAGUGGGGAAAAUAGUAAAGUUAACAACUUUUCCAAUAUUGUAAUUGAUUCCUCUGAAAUUGACAAUGAGAACAGAGAACACGGUGAUGUACUAGCAGUCUUAAGUCACAAUGUGCAUGCCACAGAAGACGUAUUAACAAGGCAAGACUGUGAUAAUGUAAAGGACAGUGAUUUAGAGAAAGUAAAAGAAUUAAAAUCUGAGGGAAAAGUAAACGAAAACAAAGAUACUGAUUUAAUUAAUAGUGAGAACCAUGAUAGUGAAAAUGAGUCUGAAACUAAUGCUCGGGAAAGUAAAUUGGAUAACAAUAUAAAAAUACAUAGAGCUGACAAAGUAAGCCAUGAAGAAUCUAAUGAAAUAAAAGGAAAGGAAAACACUGACAUAAAUAUUGGAACUGAAACUGUGAGCAAAGAAAGCAUCAUUGCUAAUAAUGGCAUGGAUGAUGGUGCCAUAACACUGACAUGCAACGAAGUAGCUAUUGAAGAUGAUAAAGAAGGAAAUGGUAAUAAUGAUAAGGAAGCUUUACUCAAAGAAGAUGAGAAGGUUGAAAGUGAAAAUAUAGAAGAUGAUAUGAAUCAUAAAGAUUUAAAUGAAAAGGCUGAUAGUCAAGAUAGUAACGAUAAAGUCCAAGAUAUUGAAAUGAGUGAAGAGAUGAUUGAAACAUUACUGAAAGACGAUAAUUUAGUUGAUGAAACAACAUCUAGUUUAAAAAGUAAAGAUGUUGCAGAAGUACUGAAAGAAACCUAAAUAGUGUACAUUUUAUAUUAUCUUGUAUUGGAUAAGUAAAAUAAUAUACCUACUAAUUAAACAUAAGAUAGGUAAAAUACAAUAGGUUAACUGUGUUAAUAACAUAGUGGUCAAGAUUUUACUGUUAUAUUACUCCUCCAUAUUAACAGGGCGGGACUUCAUAAUGUCACCGUUAUAAUCAAAGUGGAAUAAAUAAAAACAUUGAACAAUAACAAAUAUAGCAUUGUAUACUGUGUAGAGUUUAAACAAUACGUUACAUGUUAUGUAGUUUUUUGUGAUGCUUUAUGUCAUCGUCACAGCAGAAAGAGGCGUAUGUACACAAUAUUCCCUUCAAAUAACUUAGCUAAGCUGUAGUUGGUCAUUUGGCACUUCGCGAAUCAUCAAAUAGGUUGAUGUUUCACAGCGUCAGCCAGGCGUAGGCAAAGUGCUGAGGGCGACUGCACGUACCUACUCACGCACAUACAUACAAACAAGUAGUAUAGCUGCGACACGUAUGGUUGACAGCAGCUGGCUUUCAAAUCUCAUAGUGUUAAAAAGCAUUUACAGUUCAUUCUAAACGUAAAGAAAGCCCGCAGUUAUUUGUAAGUUUUUUACUUUGCAAUGAAAACAAUAGUUAGGUAUAAUUGAAAAGGUACAAAGUACUAAAUUUUGGUUUCAAUUUAUAUUUUGUAGUGACAUACAAAGAGUUGAAAGAGUAAUCAAUAAAACCAUGACUACUACAGUCGAUGGCACACAGUAGCCUUAUUAAGCUUAUUAUGCAUUUUAUUUAAUAACCAUUUCUUUCAUUAUGAUUGUGAUAAAGUACAGUUUAAAAUUAGCAGAGCUUUUGUUUAAUAUGGUGUCUUUAUUUAUAGACCUUAAUGUAGUAAGUAAACGUAUAUUUGUCUUUAUUAUGUUUUCAUAACAAAACUAAAGAAUUUCGAUUUUGUAUGUAUAAAAUGGAUGAGGUAUUUAUGACACUAUUUUGUAUUCUCAAAGCAUAUUUCAUUUUCAUUGAAUAAAAUUAUAGAAAUCAUCCACGUGGCUACAUUAAUAUAUGAAUUUUCGUUAACAAUGUCUCUUCCCCCCUUGAGGAUUUCUUUAAGGUUCAUUUUGGACGCUGGCUGCCGACUGCAACUGUCAAUCGCACGUGCCGCGACUGCACGAAAUCGGCCGUAGCUGCACUGGUUUGCAUGUAUUUACAUGAAACCGUUCUAGAUCGAAGCGGCAGCAGCAUGUGCAGUCGCUCUAAGAUAGCGACCGAGUGUCUGCAGUCGAAGCAGAUGCGGUCGGCAGCUAGCAUUCUAGACUCGCCUUUUGUAGAAAUCACUAUUAGCAAAAUUUUGAACAAAAUCUUAGAAUUAAAGGUAGCAUAUAAUUAAUUAAAGAAAAAUACAAAGAUUUGAAGCGUGAUGUAUUUAAUUUAUGAUUGACUAGACAUUAUUAUAAUGUGACGCACAUAUACAUAUUUAUAGACUUGGGGGAUCGUAAAGAGGAAAAUUUAUAUCUGAUUUUAUUUACCUUUAAUUCUGAGGUUAUGUACCUACCUACUUAAUUGAUUGAGAUAUAUUCAAAACAAAAAUACUGGCACUAAUCAAAAUAUUACCUCGUUCUGCCUUCCAUUAAAAAAAAAACAAAGUCGAAAUAUAUGUUAGAACUACUAAGUUUUAGUUCGGGGCUGAAGCAAAGUUGUGACAGUUGCUUCAGGUACACUUCUAAACGCCUUUGUCGGUGGCUUAUUUUUAAAUUUUUUAAACAAAAAAUUUACAAAGCUGCUCUGAAAUUGGUCAUUAGAAUCGGAUCCAAUCAUGCUUCUAGCUAUUAUAUUAUGAACAGGUAUUCAUGACGACCAUAACAGCCAAUUGUUAUCUUAGGAAGGUUGGGGGGAGGGGGGGGCAGUAUUGCUCAACCUCUGUGUAAAUACUUCAUUGACUUAUUAUACUUGCAGGAUCUGUUACAUAACAAGGCAGAUCAUCCUUACUGUGGCGUGGUUCCUUUUCCUUGAUCAAGAUAAUGAUUUUUCUUUUUUUUUCCAUAGAGCUUACAUAAUGAAAAAUGUUUUGGGUAUAUUUUUAAAACAGUAUUCUAAACAAGAUUCAACUUUCUUUAGAGAGCUUUUUAUUUUUUCCGUAUAGUAGAACUAGUAUUACCACACGGCUUGUUGUAAUACUUAGUUGCCCUCCCGCUCAUAUUAUACCCGAGCUUUUGUUAUUCCCGAGUCUAAAACUAAAAUCAAGGGCAGGACACAUCUUGACAAGACAAUAUUUUUUUACGCUGUGAGGAACGUUGAAUCUCGCUCUUUCAUAGCUACUUCGAAAAAUUACCUUUAACGUGCGCUCCAAUAUUAUGUUUGUGAUAUCUGAUAAAGUGACUCUUGUAGAUUUAUUGAAUUGGUAAUUUUUAAAAAUAGACCACUAUGUGUAAAGUACAUUAAUUGGUAUAUAAAAUAUAGGUAGUUUCUACGUUCUUUGCUAAUAUUUGUACUUUUUCUUGAAGAAAACGAAAAUGUAAAUAUUUAUAUUAUUCGUGGCUAAAGCUCAACUCACACUGGCGCUGUGUUGAAGUGAAUCUAAGCGUCAAUCUGUCAGAAUCUAUUUCAGAAGGUAUGAAAAAUUAUGUGCAUUACAUUAUGGAGCCAAGUGCGAAUUGAUGAAGUUUCAGACUAACGUUUGGAUUCGCUUCAAGUCUCAAGUGUUCGUUGAUGAAUGUAGGUAAGCCAGUAGAAUAGAUUUUUAUGUGUUUGUUUUAUUUGCUUGAUGUAAAGUUAAUCGGAUGGUCGGCAGGCAGGCCCUCCGAUCUGACCAGCUACUGCAGCUAAACUGUUAGAAGUAAGAAUUAUAAAACCAUCAUUUUAGUA